UCAACCACAAGACGGCCUUUCUCUUUUUCUCCUCAACUCCCAUUUUCAUGUCGUCCUCUUCUUCCACCAAUCUCCUCCUCACCGGCAGCAACAAUAACAACAGCAGCAGCAGCAGACAAAUGGACACAAUCAGCUGGGGACUCUACGGAACGGAUCACCACCUUAACAACCCAUGUGGAAGCGCAGGUGGAGGAAUCGAAAUCCCCAAAUUCAAGUCCUUCCCGCCUCCUUCCUUGCCGUUCUCCCCUUCUUCUUACUUCGCCUUCCCUCCUGGUUUAACCCCAUCCGACCUCCUCGACUCCCCUGUUCUCUUCUCUUCAACUAAUCUUCUUCCAUCUCCGACCACCGGAGAUUUUUCCGGCCAGACUACUUCCAACUGGAAGAUCGAUUACUCCGGAGCCGGGAACAAUCAGCAGCAGCAGGUGAAUGGGAAAGAGGAAAACCAUUACGAUUUCUCCUUCCAGCCCCAAACCAGGCCUAAUUCCUCCUCUUCAUCCUCCUCCAUCUUCCAGUCUUCCUCCGAUGUUAUCUCCACGGAUUCAAUCACGAGGCAACAACCACAGCAGGACGCCUGGAGUUACAAUACACCGGCCACAAGCCAAGCUUCCGAUCUCUGUUCAGCGGAUAAGAUCAAAUCCGAAUUCCCCGCCAUCCAGAGCUUCUCCCCCGAAACGAUACCAUUUCAGAAUCAGAAUCAGCAGCAGCAGCAGCAGCUAACCAGCUACAUCAACCACAACCCCACGGCGCACUACAUGAGGGAGAGCAGGAGAUCAGACGACGGUUACAACUGGAGGAAGUACGGCCAGAAGCAAGUUAAAGGAAGCGAAAACCCCAGAAGCUACUACAAAUGCACUUUUCUCAAUUGCCCCACCAAAAAGAAAGUCGAGAGGUCAUUUGACGGACAGAUCACUGAAAUUGUUUACAAAGGCAGCCAUAACCAUCCCAAACCUCAGUCCACUAGGCAAUCAUCUCACCAUUCCAUUCAGCCCUCCGGCAGCCCCGAUCAAUCGGUCAGCCAAAUGGGUUCUGGGACGCACCACGACGACUCAUCGUUAUCCGUUGGUGAAGAUGAGUUCGAACACAACUCCCCGCUCAGUAAUUCAGCUGGCGAUGAAGAUGAUGGCAAUGAACCGGACGCCAAACGAUGGAAGGGGCAGAACGAAAAUGAGAGCCUGGUUGGUGGUAGUGGGAGCAGAACCGUUCGGGAGCCAAGGGUUGUGGUUCAAACAACGAGCGAUAUAGACAUACUUGAUGAUGGAUAUCGAUGGAGGAAAUAUGGGCAGAAAGUGGUCAAAGGAAACCCUAAUCCCAGGAGCUACUACAAAUGCACGUUCGUGGGAUGUCCAGUGAGGAAACAUGUGGAGAGAGCAUCACACGACCUGCGGGCUGUGAUUACAACCUACGAAGGGAAACAUAACCAUGAUGUUCCAGCUGCAAGAGGCAGCGGCUAUCUCACCACCAGACCAACGACAGCUGCAACGAACCCUACUCCAGCAGCCAUUCCCGUUAGGCCCUCUGUCAUGAACAGUCAUCAUUCUAACAGCAGCGGAACCUACCCACAUCAAUCUCCAUUCACCCUGGAGAUGUUGCAGCAGGGUUCAGGGAGUUAUGGGUUCUCAGGUCUUGGAAAGCCGGCAACUACUACAGCAGGAGGAGGUUCCUCGUAUAUGAAUCAUCAAUCCCAGUACAGCAGGAUCCCUGAAGCUAAGGAAGAACCCAAGGAGGAUUCCUUCUUCGAUUCACUGCUAAGCUGAAUGACACCAAGCCAAAAAUGACCUACAGUUUUGGUUGCAGCAGCAAUUAGGAUUUAGGAAAAAAGAAAACAGACAUGCUUUAUAGAUGAUAGGAGAGGGAGAUAUUGUAUACAGAUAGAGAGUGGGAUUUCAUUGGUUCAUUUAUUUGUUUUUUUACAGAGGCCUCAUACUCAUGGGGAAUGCAGAAAUGGCCUCUGUUUUAGUUUUAACUUUUAACACAGAAAAUUUAAUUACCCAGUUAGUAGUAUGUAGUAAUGAACAAAGUUUUCAUCUUUCUGUCCUGCCCAUGUUUCUAGCAACAAUACAAAGUUGAGAAGUUUGAAAUGAACC
Molecule: messenger RNA, 2084 nt
Organism: Linum tenue
Lineage: Eukaryota; Viridiplantae; Streptophyta; Magnoliopsida; Malpighiales; Linaceae
Source: the annotation of a GenBank genome assembly